Rubroshorea leprosula is the source of this 763-nucleotide messenger RNA. Lineage: Eukaryota; Viridiplantae; Streptophyta; Magnoliopsida; Malvales; Dipterocarpaceae. The record is from the annotation of a GenBank genome assembly.
CGAUUUUCUUUAAUCGCUGAAGAAAAUAAAGAAGAAAUCACCUAUUGUCACUCUGCAACAGUUCAUCUUCACCAUGGUUCCUCUAAUCGAUGUGGAAAAGGAAGUUGAGAUAUCCGCCUCUAUCUCUUCAUGGGCAUCAAGGAAUUUGGAUGGUUCUCAAAAGAGGGGCUCCGCAAUUCUCAAUUUGUAUUUUGGUAAAGUGGAGAUUGGAAAUGAUGAAUUUCCCUUUUUUUGGGCAAUGCAGUUUGGCACCCAUGAUGUAGCCAUAUUAAAACUGAACAUGGUUGAUUCAGGAGCUCUUGGACAAGGUGCAGUUUACUGGCUAAAGGAUUCUUUAAUCAAUGUUGCUUUUGAUAACAUCCAAGAAGAAGAUUUAAACAGUCCAUUACAUCUAGAAAAAGAGUCAAAUGGGGGGUUACAUCCUAGGAUGAAGGAUGCCUUUAUAGAACUGAGUAAAGGUUUGCUAUCGGUACCUGCUGCUGAUCUAGUUCCUUCUUGUUUGGAGAGAGAUUGCCAACAUUGUCAAAGAAGGAUGUGACGUUAGGCCCUUUUAACUUUAACCUUUAUCACUAUCAGGUUUGUAAGUGCUUACUUUCUUUGUGCAUUUUCUUUUCAGAUGACUAAUGUUUACCUUUUCCUUUUCCCUUUCUUUUUCCUGUGGUUGAAUGCAUUCCUGGUAGCCUUAUACAUAUCUGCUACUAUGGAUGUCUCCAAUUUAGUAGGUUUUUAUUAUUCAUCUUCAAAAUGAAGGCACAAUCGAUUU